AAAUGGCUGUAAAUGAAAGCACCAUGGCAAGUAAUAUAACUGGUGUCCUAUCCAACUUGGAAUAUCUAGAGUUUCGAGUGGUUAAGGUAUUACUGUACGUUUUAAUCUUCAUUUUAAGUUGUAUCGGCAACAGUUUGGUCGUAACCGUCAUCUUGAGGGCCAAAGGAAAAAGGACACCAGCCAAUCUGUUGAUUCUGAACUUGGCCGUGUGUGACCUCGUCAUUCCAGCUCUGAGCAUUCCCUUUGAUUUAGCCCUGGAAGAAUUGAACUACGUUUGGCCAUUUGGAAGAGCUAUUUGCAAAGUUUUGUGGCCAUUCCAGACGGCGUUUUCAACUUCCUCUUCGUUGACUCUGGCAGUCAUCAGCUUAGAUAGGCUUAGAACUCUUGCGAACCCGUUUGCUAAACGUGUCUCGAUGGAAACGAUGGUGAUGAUUGUGUGCACUAUACACGCUUUCUCAAUUGGCUUGUGUAUUCCCUAUUUCAUUUCUUUGGAACUCAACGACAAAGAAGACUCCUGCGAUGAGGCCUGGCCAAGUUUUGGCCAUAGACAAGCAUAUACAGUUGUAUUGUUUCUGUUCCAGUACGCCUUACCUUUAAUGACAAUGACUGUGGCGUACUCUCUCAUACAUCGCAGCUUGCGAGCAAGCACGAAAAGAUUAUUCUCUACAGAUAAGCAAAGCAAAAGAUCCUUCAAAAGACCAUCAUCGACCAUCAGUGAUAAAAAUAUUGAAUUUAAAAGGAAAGAGCAGAACAUUCGUUUGGCAAAGAUGUUUGUUCUUGUCGUCGUUGUGUUCGCCAUCAGCAUGUUCCCGAAUCAAGUUCUUUGGAUUUGGGUGGACUUCGGAAAUGGCGCCAACAACAGAUUUUUUCAUUAUAUUUCUGUAGCGUGCCGUAUUUUUACUUACGCUAAUAGUGUGUUAAACCCGUUCAUUUAUGCCUUGAAAAACAAAGAAUUCAGGUCCGGGUAUGCAAAGAUUGGCCGCACAACCAUGAAGCCCUUGAGAAAGAUUAGCAACGAAACCAGGAAAUACGUUCGCAAAAUCAGUAGGAACGCCAUUUUAGAUAGCUCAAGCCCAGCUCGUGUGAAAUAUUUUGCAGGCCGGGAUGAUACACUAAGCGAUUUAGCCACAAUCGUAGGGUCCGCGAAUUGUUCUGAAUCAACAAAUAUUUCCCAACCUGCUAGACACCGUAAUAGAAAGAGUCCAUGUUGCGAAAUUCAAGGCGUAAGACUUUCACUAAAUUUAGCCGCAGGGCCCACUCGGCCAAUGCUAUCAAACAACUCUCCUGUUCGAUUUUCUUGGGAUGGCACGGAACCCUUACGAGAAAUUGUUCGCAGAGACUGUUUAAAUCCUAGAAUCCAUGGCAAUUCAGAGACUGCGCGCUCUUUCGAUGACGCAAGAAUGAUUUCGGAGGCAUGGAAACCUUCAGCGUUACACGAUGUACUUCGGGAACUUCCCGAAACGAAUUGUUGACGUGAAUUCCCUUAGGCAUGUCCGACGGUUUAUUUAUGUUCAUGGUGUGAGCGGAGCUCGCA
Pocillopora damicornis (cauliflower coral) is the source of this 1534-nucleotide messenger RNA. RefSeq names its product galanin receptor type 1-like. Gene Ontology annotation, cellular component: plasma membrane. The record is from RefSeq and is a predicted model, not a curated record. Lineage: Eukaryota; Metazoa; Cnidaria; Anthozoa; Scleractinia; Pocilloporidae. Gene Ontology annotation, biological process: G protein-coupled receptor signaling pathway. Gene Ontology annotation, molecular function: G protein-coupled receptor activity.